This is a messenger RNA of Pyricularia pennisetigena, 153 nucleotides long. RefSeq lists its product as uncharacterized. The record is from RefSeq and is a predicted model, not a curated record. Bases 1 to 153 code for a protein of 50 amino acids. Gene Ontology annotation, molecular function: transmembrane protein transporter activity. The transcript is spliced from 3 exons. Lineage: Eukaryota; Fungi; Ascomycota; Sordariomycetes; Magnaporthales; Pyriculariaceae. Gene Ontology annotation, cellular component: mitochondrial outer membrane translocase complex; mitochondrial outer membrane.
AUGUUUGGAGGAUUUGAGCCACCCCAGCUUUCCGAGGAGCAGCUUCGUAUGGCCGAGGAGGAAGCUACCUUUGCAGUGAAGCACUUUGUCGCCGCCAGCGUCAUCCUCUACUUCUCUCCCUUCGCAAUCGACGUCGUUUCGAAGCUGUUCUGA